GACGUACAAAGCGGGGGCGGUCCCGGCGUGGGACGGGAUGCGGGUCGGUCCCGUGCGCUCUGCGAUGAGCGGCGCCUCGCAGCCCCGCGGCCCGGCCUUGUUGCUCGCAACCGCCCGGGGCGCCCCGGCCAAACGUCUACUGGACGCGGACGACGCGGCGGCCGUGGCGGCCAAGUGUCCUCGCCUCUCUGAGUGUUCGAGCCCCCCGGACUACCUCAGCCCCCCUGGCUCUCCCUGCAGUCCGCAGCCUCCGCCUGCCGCGCCGGCUUCUGGCGGCGGCUCCGGGAACGCGCCGGGGCCCAGCCGCAUCGCCGACUACCUGCUGCUGCCCCUGGCCGAGCGCGAGAAUGUGUCCCGGGCACUGUGCAUCCACACGGGCCGCGAACUGCGCUGCAAGGUGUUUCCCCUUAAACACUACCAGGACAAAAUCAGGCCUUACAUCCAGCUGCCAUCACACAGAAACAUCACUGGCAUUGUGGAGGUGAUCCUUGGGGAAACCAAGGCCUACGUCUUUUUUGAGAAGGACUUUGGUGACAUGCACUCCUAUGUGCGAAGCCGGAAGAGGCUGCGGGAAGAGGAAGCUUCCCGGCUCUUCAAGCAGAUUGUCUCUGCAGUUGCCCACUGUCACCAGUCGGCCAUCGUGCUGGGGGACCUGAAGCUUAGGAAAUUUGUCUUCUCCACAGGAGAGAGAACCCAGCUCAGACUGGAAAGUCUGGAAGAUACACAAAUUAAGGGGGAAGAUGAUGCUUUGUCAGACAAACACGGCUGCCCAGCCUACGUGAGCCCCGAGAUUCUGAACACCACCGGGACCUACUCCGGAAAGGCGGCGGACGUUUGGAGCCUGGGGGUGAUGCUGUACACCCUCUUGGUGGGACGAUACCCCUUCCAUGACUCAGACCCCAGCGCCCUUUUCUCCAAAAUCCGCCGUGGACAGUUCUGCAUUCCCGACCACAUUUCCCCCAAAGCCCGGUGCCUCAUUCGCAGCCUCCUGCGACGGGAGCCUUCCGAGAGACUCACCGCUCCUGAGAUCCUACUCCACCCCUGGUUUGAGUCGGUCUUGGAACCUGGGUACAUCGACUCAGAAAUGGGAACUGCAGACCAGAUUGUUCCAGAGUACCAGGAGGACAGCGACGUGAGUUCCUUCUUCUGCUAAUCCCAGAAACCUCAGAAACCUCAUAAUUCUCACACAUGGCAUUUCCACUUCUCAAGAUGGACAGGCCUUUCGACGUGGUGCCAACCAGACACGUGAUGGCGUAAAGAUUGUAGCUGCUCAAUGGAACGUGGAGCCCCUCUGACUUUGAUGAGCGACUUUAUUGAUCUGAGUAGUGUACGUGCACUCUGAUUGGCUGCCCUUCAAAAGCUCUUUCCCUUCCUAACAAACCCUUGCCAACUGUCCUGUUGUCAGAUUCAGGGGUGCACACCUUGUAUAGGUGGCAAAGCGUAUGGGUAUCCUACAGCAUGUAAACUUGAACAUUCUAAAGGGAGAGGAAGUGAAUCGCACAAUGGCAUUUGGGGCAAUAACCUAUUUUAACAGGGUGACAAAUAAUUUGGGCCAAUAAACCUGCCAUCUUCAAACUUGUCUUUGGUAGCUAGACUGUUCGCUACCCCAACUUCUCUGAUUGGAGAAUUCUGGUUUUUUUUUUUUUUUUUGGUUUGGUUUAACACUCACCCUUUCUUUACACACAUUUACCAAUGACUGCUCCGUUUUUGGAGCAGACUGUUUCAGGAGCAUAGGAGCCUGCCUGACCCAUGAACCCAGACUUUUUCUUCCGUUUCCUGCCAAGACCUCAUUUGCACUAAUGCCUUCUUUCUGACUUUGAAAUGUCACCUUCCCACCCUCGCUAUAAAGACACUGACCAGCUAACCGUGGAAAAGUAUCUCAAAAGAUUUAAACUGGCUAUUAUAGCACUCUGAGCUCAGACAGAGAGACUGUAGAUUUUAUAAAAUAAUUUGAGCGCUUGGAAACUGUUAGCUUUUUGGUUCCCCUCAAAUACGUUAGCAUUUAUCCUUUACUUUUUUCCCCCAAGACCAUCUCAGGGUGGAGCAUUUUGUCUAGGAGGAGAAAGAUAGGGAGACUCUACCACUCCUCUCUCCCAAGAGCAAAUGUUAAAUUUCAGAGAAAGUGAAUUUUGGAUAGUUCUCAGAACCAACUUCCAGAAUUAUACUUUAUACUUUUAAGGCCCCCCAGAUAUGGUCUGCCCUUGGCAUUGUGUGUGUGUAUGCCUGCAGUUUGCAUGAUGGGUUGUUAAUAUUUCAAAUGUGGUAUGGUUUAUGAAUACAUCUGUGUAAUCAGCACCGAGUGAAAUAUGAAAUAGGGAGCUCCCAAUUUUAAGUCUGGAGGGACUUUUAACAGUUGCCUAGUCCAACACCUUUCCUCUUUCUGCCACCUCCCAAUGCAGAAAAUCCCCCCUUCAGCUUCUUUUACAGCUGGAAAUCCAGCCUCUGUUCGAAUACUUCCAGAGAUGGGAACUCACUCCUACAAAAGAUAGAGCUUAACGAAAAUCUGCAACUUGCAUUAAAAAAACAAGUACAGAUGAAAAAUCAGUCAAUGUCUCAGACAGGACUGAAAUCUGGUGGUUGAAAACGGGUAAACCAAAACAUACUGUAUUUGAGAAAUGGCAACAAAAACAGGCAGUCAUCUUAAGGGCUACGCCUAGGCAAACUACUAACAUGCAUUGUUAAGAAUGCCGUGUAUACCUCAUGUACUGUGUACUUUGUACAUAUAUUUUUACCUUUUAUACAUAUGUCUGAUUUUUUUGUUGUCUUGGCUCUGAG
Molecule: messenger RNA, 2775 nt
Organism: Rhinolophus ferrumequinum (greater horseshoe bat)
Lineage: Eukaryota; Metazoa; Chordata; Mammalia; Chiroptera; Rhinolophidae
Gene: TRIB1
Product: tribbles pseudokinase 1
Biological process (GO): regulation of MAP kinase activity; positive regulation of proteasomal ubiquitin-dependent protein catabolic process; protein phosphorylation
Cellular component (GO): nucleus
Molecular function (GO): ATP binding; protein kinase activity; mitogen-activated protein kinase kinase binding
Source: RefSeq, a predicted model, not a curated record